Messenger RNA from Bradysia coprophila, 627 nucleotides. RefSeq lists its product as uncharacterized. The record is from RefSeq and is a predicted model, not a curated record. NCBI's taxonomy places the organism in Eukaryota, Metazoa, Arthropoda, Insecta, Diptera, Sciaridae.
UUGCGUCACAGGUAGAUGUGGACAGGAGUCGAGCGUUAUAAUUGUCUUCAGAGUAGUUGUUGGAAUUAUUUCGGGCUCAGUAUAUCAGAAGCUGAAGCGAUGAACGGUUUGAUUUUAAUAUCGUUCGCAUUAAUUGCAUCCGCCAUCGCCUUAACAGGUGAUGAGUGCCUUAAGCAACAUCAACAUGAACAAGACAAUUUGAACAUGGUGGUGACAUUCCACGAAGAAGCCUUCGGUCAGCACGACAUUACAGCCGUCGAUCGAUAUAUCCAUCCUGACUACAUUCAACACAAUCCAAAUCUCGCCGAUGGCCAACAGCCUCUCAAAGAUUUUCUCACCGCUUUCAAUGCUAAUAAGGCCAAGGGAGAACCCGUUGAUAUUCGCCAUUCAGCGGCAAGUGGAAACUUAGUUUGGAUUCACCUGAAAACGACCCAUUUCAGCGGCAAGCCUUUGGCUCUCGUUGGAAUUUUUCGCGUUGAGGAUGGCAAAAUUGUAGAACACUGGGAUGCAAUGCAGGAGAUUCCCCCAUUAUCGGAGAGUAAGAAUCCGCAUCCGUCGUUUUGAUCAUUUUAUGUGUUGCUACCAUUUGUACGUAAUGCUAAAUAAACUUGCAUAUCUGCCCAUUUA